AUUACACACACUUAUUGUAUAUAUAGAAGCCAUCUUAUCCUGUGCACUCCUUCUCUGUAAUCUGUAUUAUCUUUCAGCCCACUCCCUCCAUUUUCCCCACCACUCCUCUAAAUUCCAAGGCAGAGGGGAACAUUGCAUUUUUCAUUGUUUUUAAUUUGCUUUUUAGGACCCUUAAACUUGUUUAUAGCUGUAAUUUUCGAUAUAGAUUGUGUGUUUAGAGAUGAUUUUCCUAUGUUUGUUUGAGUUUGAUCCACUUGGAUUGUGUGUAAUGUUCAUAACAUGACUAAAAGGCAAUUUAGUGGUUGAUGAAUUUGAAUAAUAGAUCUGAGUAUCUGUAAAGUUGGAUGUUCUGUAAUCUUUUUCUUUUUUCCUCUCUGUAGUAUUCCUACUUUUGGCUGUAAAUUUUUAGCCACAUUAUUGCAGAUUAAAAGGGGCUAUCUUUUUGCAAAUUGGGGUUCAAUAAUCAAAUGUGGGAGUUCUGAAAAGCCUGCUAAUGUGUAUAUUAAGAUUUCAAUGUGGUUCAGUUUAGAGAGUGUGGAUGGAUGUACAUGAAUUAGAUCAAGCAUUAGUGAAGCAUUCAGUAGUGGAGGUUCCGAGGAAAAAUGGAGCUACUAGCCGAUCUAGGAGUAGGGAUAUUAGUUCUAGGUAUAGAUCAUCGACUCCAUCCUCAGUUGCAAGUCCGAGGCGGUGCCCUUCCCCGAAUUCUAGAACAGCCACGACAUCAUCUGUAUCGGUUCCGAAGAGAGCUAUAUCUGCUGAAAGAAAGCGGCCCUCGACACCACCUUCACCGCAGAGUCUGUCUGCAUCAGCUCGUGAUACAAUAAAAAAAGUACAUAUGGUGGUACCUACAAAGUUAGUAAGUGAUCGGACGGCAGAGGGACUAUGGCCAUCCACAAUGCGUAGUCUCAGUGUCGCUUUCCAGUCUGAUACCUUUUCCAUUCCGGUCAGUAAAAGAGAAAAGCCUGUUACCCAAGCCCUGUCAGAUCGCAAUUUGAGGCAGUCACUGAAUGUGGCACAUAAAGUGGCAAGUACAGUGCCCGCUUCGCGAAAGCCUACACCGGAGAGAAAGAGGAGUCCGCUGAAAGGAAAGAAUGCCCCUGAUCAAUCUGAAAAUUCCAAACCAGUUGAAGAAUUAAACACUCGGCAAGCGGGUGAACACAGAUUGCCUAGCAUAUUUGGUGGAAGAUCAUCAUCAGGUUCUUCAGUUAAAAGCAUUGACCUUUAUGGUAAAACAUCUAAAGCUUUGGCAGCUUCACAAGGAAUGGCGGCACCUUCUUUGAGGCGAAUGUCCUUACCAGGUUCUUUGGCAACACCCUUGCAGAAGUCUGCCAGUGAUGUGGUGAGGCUAAUGUCACCAGAUGGAGAAGUAGAAAAUGGGAAUAAUGAUAUUUUAAGAUUAACCAAACUUAAUUCUUCAAUAUUGUUUGAAAGAACAAAAUUAGUUACUCCUGCUGGCCGAACUCGAUCUUUGCCGGGUUCACACCCUUCAUCUCCAAAUAAGACAUCUAUGCCUUCAUCUUUUGUUUCUAGAUGUCCCAGUCCAGCUCGAACAACCUUAAAUUCUGCUCCAUCUAGAGGAGUAACUCCCUCUUGGUCAAGGCCAUCCAGCCCCUCCAGUCAAGCUAAAAGUUCGACAUCUGUACUGAGUUACAUUGCUGAUAUCAAAAAGGGAAAGAAGGUCACAAGCCACAUCGAAGAUGUGUGUAAAUUGAGGCUACUUUACAAUACCCAUUUGCAAUGGAGAUAUGCCAAUGCUCGAGCAUAUGUUACACAAAAUUAUCAGAAAUUAUCUGCAGAGAAAACAUUGAUCAACGUGUCUAGAACUACCUCAGAGUUGAGAGUUUCCGUUAUUGAAAAGAGAAUUUUCCUCCAUCAACUCAAGCUGAAAUUGAAGUUGGCCUCUGUUUUAAAUGAACAAAUAACCUACCUUGAUAGAUGGCAUUUUCUUGAGAAAGAUCACAGCUGUGCUGUAUCAGGAGCUAUUAAAGAUUUGCAGGCAAGCACUAUCCGCCUUCCAGUCACAGAAGGAGCAAGGGCAGAUCUUGAUACAGUGCAGGCAGCUAUGUGCUCAGCUGUCAAUGUAAUGCACACAGUGGGAUUAUCCAUCUCUUCUGUACUCCCAACGGUUGAAGAGGUGAAUUGCUUGGUUUCUGAACUUGCUAAUGUAGCAGCAGAGGAAAGAGCCAUGAUUGAUGAAUUUGAAGCUUUAUUGGCAACUACAGCUGCUAUGCAGGCAGAAGAAAACAGCCUUAGGAUGCAUCUCGUACAGUUGAAACAAAAUCGGGGAGUACUAAAAUGACUGAUAAACAAAUGAUCCAUCACCAAUAGGCCUCUACUACUUCAGGAUACUAAACUAACAGCAGUAAGGUCUGCCUCAACAAACGAUACACAACUACUAGCCUCAUAGGUCACAGCGAGUACAUAUAUACUUCUUUUUUAGGGGAAGGAAAAUCAAAGUUUUUAUUUUCUUUUCCUUCUUUCCUUGGCAAAUGCCAUUGGUGCCAUCUUGUCUAAGCUGUAAUUGUUGUAUGUAAUUCUUAUAUCAGUAACGAGAAAAGAAAUGCCAAUGAAGAAGGAAUGGAGUUUCUAGA
Daucus carota subsp. sativus is the source of this 2591-nucleotide messenger RNA. RefSeq names its product AUGMIN subunit 8. The transcript has 6 exons. The record is from RefSeq and is a predicted model, not a curated record. The coding region runs from base 539 to 2299 and encodes 586 amino acids. Gene Ontology annotation, cellular component: nuclear microtubule; cytoplasm; centrosome. Gene Ontology annotation, molecular function: microtubule binding. Lineage: Eukaryota; Viridiplantae; Streptophyta; Magnoliopsida; Apiales; Apiaceae. Gene Ontology annotation, biological process: centrosome cycle; spindle assembly.